This is a messenger RNA of Cotesia glomerata, 2593 nucleotides long. Its product is annotated as GATA zinc finger domain-containing protein 8-like. Bases 238 to 1137 code for a protein of 299 amino acids. The record is from RefSeq and is a predicted model, not a curated record. Lineage: Eukaryota; Metazoa; Arthropoda; Insecta; Hymenoptera; Braconidae. The transcript has 2 exons.
AUAAUACAUGCUAUAUUGGUUUGUGUAUUCGUUUACUAGUUAAUUAUUAGAACUUUAGAUGGCAAAUCUGUCGCAUAACGUCAUUUGCAGUAAACGCAGAUCUUUCAUCUAUUUACAAUAUUAUUAGCACUUAUGCAGUGUAUAAACAGUGAGUUAAAUUUAUAAAUAAACUUUAUGAAUAAUAUUUUGUGAUAAAUUUUAAAGUCGUCCUAUAAUAAGCAGUUACUCGAAAUCGCAAUGCCAAAAAUUGUGGUGCGAGAAUGUGAAACAAUUAAAAAUAAAAUAUCUGUUAGACGGCCAGGUAAAACAUCAACAGAACGUUCACGUGAAUUUAGAGAGCGGAAAAAGGCUUUAAAAAAUGCAGCUAGCCAAGAGUUGAAUAUCUCAUCGUCCAUCAUUACAAAAACUAAACCAAAAACUCCAGCAGAGCGUAGUCGUGACUACAGAGCUCGAAAAAGACAAAAAUAUGAAGAAAAUCAAGAGUCAAAUUAUUUGACGCGAAUCACUGUUGAAGUUGAAGUACAUCAAGAACAAGAAAAUUCUCAACCUUCGACUUCGACUUUACCAAUUGAAAAAAAUAAAACUUCAAGAGAACGUGUUCGUGAGUUUAGAGCAAGAAAAAAAUCAUUGACAAACCUUUCAGAAAACAUUAUUGAAGAUUUUCAAACAUCAUCAAAUAUUAUUAAUGCUAAUAAUAAUAAUAAUAACAAUAAUAACAAUAAUGGUGAUAAUAAUAAUAUUAAUAAUAAUAAUAUCGAUGAUGAAAAUCAUAAUGUCAAUAUUAGAAAUAAUACGAGACGUAUUCAAGAUAAUGAUUUACGUGUACCUUAUUCUACUUUUCACAGGCAUCAAAAUGCUCACAAGGAAUUUAAGGAAAAAUUUAUCAAUAACUCGUUUGGGCAUGUUUGCUCAGUAUGUGAUAGAUUGUGGUUUGAAGAAGAUUUAAAAUCUGCAUCUAUUCAACACAAAGAGAUAUUAAAUAUAAUUCUUCCUCAUGUGUCAAACGACAAAAUUGCUUUAUGCAACACAUGUCUUAACGCAUUAAACAAAAAUAACAUUCCAGUAAUGACUGUAUAUAAUGGGUUCAAAUAUCCACAAACUAAAUUUAUAAUUUAUAUUAAUUUUCAACACUUUUAAUAUUUUAAUGACAAUUAAAUUCCUAACAUAUCUUCCUUUUUCCCUUCCUUUAAGUCUCGGAAAUCUAAAGUUUUAGAUUUGUAUAAAUAUAGACAAGACUGAUAAAUUAGUUCGCCAAAGAAGUUUCACUUCUGACAUGUGUACUUUGUACGCACGCACUUUUUUUUUGUAACUUUUAUUUUAAAGAAGGUAGUAAAUUAAGGGCCGCACUAUAUCCCAUGGUUAACGUGAAUUUAACGGUAAUUUUUAAAGAAAAUUUAUUUUCGUGUACAAACAUUAAUAUAGUUAAAUCUGAAUGAUAAACAGAAAUUGAUUUGAGAAGAAUUAAAUUAAUCUUCCCGCCUGUGAGAACGUAAAUCAUGGAAAUGAACUGAGACACAGACAAAUGGACAGACUCAGGUAAAUGAAUUUGAAGCUAGAAUAGCUACAGUCUUAUUGAUGAACUCAAUGCUAUCUGGUCUGACUUCAGACUCAAGCUGUCGAAAGAUUUAUAAAAUUAGUAAUUGCACUAUUAUCAAAAGUAUGUGAUCUACAUUCACGAGAAGAUUAUAUCAGUGAUAAACUACAAUCUUGUGAAGAAAUGGAGUUAUAAAGAAGAAUAUAAAAUACAACUAAAUAUUUACGAUAGUAACAAUAAUGUUUCGAUAAAUUAGUUUUAAUAUUUUCAGUAAUCAAGCUUUUAGUUAAUAAUUAACGUGUUGUCCCCUGUGAAGUGAAUUAGACGUUCAAAGAAAAAAAUUAUUUCAUAAUUUUUCAACUUCGUUUUUAUCAUAAAUUUUAUUUUUACGGCUUUUCAACAUUUACUAGGUCGAAUCGGUUCAAAUGUUUAAGAAAUUAAGCUUAAUGGAACUUUUUUGAAAGACCACAUUUCGGAAACAAAUACACACACACACAUCGAAAUUUUGCUGUCUGAUGAAAUUUCGAUUUUUUAGAAUUGAACUGAAAACAAUAAUUUUCCGAAUUUUUAAAAAUUUUUAAUUUUAUUCUGACAUUAAAAAUUAAUAUUCAAAUAGAAAAAGGUAUUACCUCUGUUAUUUAGAGAAAAACACUUCUUUUGAAACACACGUUAAAAAAAUGCUUUCUCUUGUGUCUAUUGAGUGCACUGCAAAAUUAUAUUAUGUGAUGAUCGAAUAAGUAUAAAAUUCCUAAAAAUUGAAAAUUCGUAACCUCAAGGGUAUCUGAUACACUGUAAAAAGAAAAAAAAGAAGGAGAACUUUGAGCACUAGGUUUAGAAGAUGUGGGUCACGAAUCCUCUCAGUUCGUUUAUAAGUUGCAAUCCGCUCAUGACAUUUGUCUUUUAAUUCUUUACUGAAAGAAGGAUUACUAUUCUAGCUAAGCUCCUAUUUAAGUAUUAGUGCAAACAUCCAAAGAAAGAAAUAACUCUUGAAGCAAAAAAAAUUUUGUUUGAAUCAAAAUUUUUAAAUAGCAAAUUAUUUGCUAUAACUAAAAAAAGUUU